CCCUCAUCUCCCCGGCCACAGCCAUGUUUUCCUGGUUCUGGAGCAUCCUUAACUACCUCGGUCUUUACGGCAAGAAUGCCAAGAUCCUCUUCCUGGGUCUGGACAACGCCGGUAAGACCACCCUCCUGCAUAUGCUGAAGAAUGAUCGCCUUGCCCAGCUGGCUCCCACCCAGUAUGCCACCUCCGAGGAGCUUACCCUCGGCAACAUCCGCUUCAACACCUUCGAUCUCGGCGGUCACGAGAACGCUCGCCGUGUCUGGCGCGACUACUUCCCCGAGGUCAGCGGCAUCGUCUUCCUGAUUGAUGCUUCGGAUCCUCAGCGUUUCGAGGAGUCUAAGAUCGAGCUCAACAGCCUUCUCCAGCUGGAGGAGCUCGCCAACGUUCCGUUCCUGAUCUUCGGCAACAAGAUCGACCGCGAGACCGCCGUCUCCGAGGACGACCUCCGGAAUUACUUUGGUCUCAUUUCUACCACCGGCAAGGGCAACGUCAAGGGCGACCCUCGCAACCGCGCCAUCGAGGUCUUCAUGUGCUCGGUUCUCAUGCGCCAGGGCUACCGCGAUGGCUUCCAGUGGUUCUCCCAGUUCAUCUAAGCUGGCAGUCCGUUCGAGCUAGCACACCACGCGCUCGCGCGUGUGCCCCAUGUAGAGUUGAGGCACACCCGCGGUGUGCGACCUUCCUCCCUCCCCCCCUUCCUCUCCUUCCCUCCUCCUUCUCUCACAGAUCCCUUCCCCGGAGCACUGUCUUCUGCUCAUCGACCUUGCGACUUCCCUUCUUCUCCCCCCCCCCCUCCCCCCCC
Molecule: messenger RNA, 796 nt
Organism: Fonticula alba
Lineage: Eukaryota; Rotosphaerida; Fonticulaceae
Product: small COPII coat GTPase
Exons: 6
Coding region: 24-590 (188 amino acids)
Biological process (GO): membrane organization; intracellular protein transport; vesicle organization
Cellular component (GO): COPII vesicle coat; endoplasmic reticulum exit site
Molecular function (GO): GTP binding; GTPase activity
Source: RefSeq, a predicted model, not a curated record